Messenger RNA from Vespula vulgaris, 2527 nucleotides. It is a transcript of the gene Tbp, whose product is annotated as TATA-box-binding protein. The coding region runs from base 632 to 1564 and encodes 310 amino acids. Gene Ontology annotation, biological process: DNA-templated transcription initiation. The transcript is spliced from 5 exons. Gene Ontology annotation, molecular function: DNA binding; RNA polymerase II general transcription initiation factor activity. The record is from RefSeq and is a predicted model, not a curated record. NCBI's taxonomy places the organism in Eukaryota, Metazoa, Arthropoda, Insecta, Hymenoptera, Vespidae.
GUAAUAUUUAUUAUAUUUUAAUAUAUGAUGUUAACAAAUCUUAUAUAACAAUCUUAUAUAUAUAUUUUUUAAUUUAAAUAUAAUAAAAAUACUUUGUGUUUUUCACUACAUAAAAUAAGAAAUUUAUCUUUCUUUUUUCAUUACAUUGACCAAUUAUCAUAAAAAUUUUGAGAUAAAAAGAAGUACGUAUUAACAGAUACAGAGAAUUAAUCAUGCGUAGUUGGUAAUAGUGUCAAAUUCAACAAAACUUUGUGUGUGACUGUAGUAAACAAACGAAACUUAAAUGUGGAACGUUACAUUCAUGGAUUAAAAGAAAACAGUAUAAAUUUUUAGUAAUUAUUGGGGUAGAUCGAAUUUAUGUAUGUAUAUAUGUAUGUAUAUUCACUGAUUUUUUUUUUAAAGCAAGAAAUAACAAUGUUCAUAACUAAAAUAUGAAAAAUAUUAAUUUCACAUGAGUUAAUCUUAUUCAAUAAGUAUAAAACUUAUACAAAAACCUUAUUUAAUAACUGUAAAAUAUAUAAAAAUGAAACUGUGAUAUAGUGGUUAUGAAAUAUUGAUAGCACACAAAAUACGUUUUUUAUUACAUUAAUAAUAUUGACUGUGCCAAAGUGAUAUUAUUUAUAAAGUCAAAAUGGAUCAAAUGCUACCAAGUCCUGGCUUCAGUAUACCUAGCAUUGGUACUCCUUUACAUCAGCCAGAAGAGGAUCAACAAAUAUUACCAAAUGCAUUGCAGCAGCAACAGCAACAACAACAGCAGCAACCACAACAAUAUCAAUUACAACAAUUACAUUCUAUGAGUCCAAAUGUACAGAGCAGUAUGCUUAUGAUUACAACACCACAAAAAACGAUGCAUACUUAUGCGCCAACUCCGUCUUUUGCUACACCUCAGAGUCUUAUGCAGCCACAAACACCACAAAAUAUGAUGUCUCCCUUAGGACAACCAAAUAAUCCUAUUGCACCAUCAUCUAUAGGACCAUCUACACCUGGACCUAUGACACCUAUGACUCCUGCAUCAGCAGAUCCUGGUAUUUUACCACAAUUACAGAAUAUUGUGUCCACUGUAAAUCUAAGUUGUAAAUUAGAUUUAAAAAAAAUUGCAUUACAUGCUAGAAAUGCAGAAUACAAUCCAAAAAGAUUUGCAGCAGUUAUUAUGCGUAUACGAGAACCUAGGACAACAGCUCUUAUAUUUAGUAGUGGGAAAAUGGUCUGUACAGGUGCAAAAAGUGAAGAAGAUUCUCGUUUAGCAGCAAGAAAAUAUGCAAGAAUUAUUCAAAAAUUAGGUUUUCCAGCAAAGUUCCUGGAUUUUAAGAUACAAAAUAUGGUAGGCAGUUGCGAUGUCAAAUUUCCUAUUAGGCUAGAAGGUUUAGUACUUACACAUGGACAAUUCUCUUCUUAUGAACCUGAAUUAUUUCCUGGUUUAAUAUAUAGAAUGGUUAAACCACGAAUAGUAUUACUUAUAUUUGUAUCUGGUAAAGUUGUGCUUACAGGUGCCAAGGUUCGACAAGAAAUUUAUGAAGCCUUUGACAAUAUUUAUCCUAUUCUAAAAAGUUUUACAAAGAAGUGACAACAUUUAUUCAUAUUCAUUAUUAUCCAGUAAACAACUUAAAUAAUUUUUUUUUACUGAAAAUCAUUAUUUUUUGUUGCAGUAUUGCUAAUGAAUUUAAUACAAAGCAUUUUUCAAUAGGAACUAUUGAUUAAACAUGACAAUUUUGAUUAAUAUUAAUUCUUAAUCAAAUUUACAUUUGAGUUCAAGAUUAUAAUAGUUUUCUUACAAAAAACAAAUUUCCUUACAAAAUUUUUCUUAAAUUAUAUCCCAUAUAUAGUCAUUGUAAAAAGUUUUAUUUUAAAUAUUAAGUCAUGUAAAAAAAAUGAUACAUUUAGAAAUAUAAUUAUAUUAAUAAUUUUUGCAAAAAUUGUUAAAGUAGUAAUGAAAAUAAUUUAAGCAGUUAAGAAAUACAUGUUAUAAAUAUUUAUAUGUUUUAUAAAUAUUUAUAUGACAAUAUGUUAUAAAUAUUUUUAUAAUUCAAAGAUUUUCUACCAUUUAUUUUUUUUUUUUUGUAUUAAUUAAUUAAAAGUUGUUUGACAAUCUGUGAAAGCAUCUAAGAACAAUAAGUCGUGAGAAAUAUUAUCUUUACAUUUUAUGUUUUUACUUUAUUUCCGUAUCAUACAUAUAUAUGCUUCAAAUUUUUCAAUAAUAAUGAUGCAAUGAUAUUACCUCGAUAUAUAAAUAACUUUUAAAACAGUGAAUUUUUUGAUGACGCUGUGCCUUGUUUAAGAAGAAACCUUAAAUUGAUAAUUCUAAACUUAAUACGAUAUAUUACAAUGAUACUAAAAUAUUGUAUAAAUCUAUAAUGCAAAUAUCUUUGAUGAUUAGAUUAAAUUAUAUUACCUCAUAGUUAGACUAGAUUAGUAAGUAAUGCAAUUGAAAGCCAAGGGACAACAAAAUUGUUACAUACAUAAACUAAAAUAUCUAUUGUAUACAAAUGUUUAUAUUUAAUUAUAAUAAAAGAAGUUUACAUUUCUGGAA